CUCCCCCUCCUCCCCCUCCUGCUUCCUGCUGCUGCUGCUGCUGGCGGAGGCCGAGGGAGAAGGUGGCGGCGGAGGCGAGGGCCCUGAAGCCGAGGAAGCGCAGCAGCCGCAGCAAGAAGGACGACGCCGACGCCGCCCCCUCCUCCUCCUCCCUGCUUUCUUUUCUUUCUGGGUUUUGCUUUCCUCGGGGCCAUGUCCUCCUCUUCUUCCCGCAACAGCAGCGGCGGCGUGGGGCCCCUCCACCCCAGCCAGAGCCGCGCCAUCCCCACCCGGACGGUGCCCAUUAGCGACUCCUCGCAGCUACCUCACGACUACUGCACCACGCCCGGGGGAACCCUCUUCUCCACCACGCCCGGAGGUACCCGAAUCAUCUAUGACCGCAAAUUUCUGUUAGAUCGUCGCAAUUCUCCAAUGGCUCAAACCCCUCCUUGCCACCUUCCAAAUAUCCCAGGAGUUACCAGCCCUGGUUCCAUGACUGAGGAUUCCAAAGUGGAAGUAAACAACCUGAACAAUCAUGAUGGAAAGGCUAUAAUUGGUGAUGAUGCUCAGUUUGAGAUGGACAUCUGAUCUUCCUUGAAGGUAACCAUGGAAAGACAGCAACUCCUGAUCACCUGUGCACAUCUGAUUUGGCCAACAGGAUCAAUAACGUGAAGAGUGGUGAAAGAAGAAGAAGAAGAAGCUGUUUCCACUCGAGUCCUCACUUCAUCUUUGGAAGUGCCAAAGGAUAAAGGGACUGUUUCCCUCCCUGAUUCCCAUUAGCCAUACCAUGCUUUCCCUGUUUCCUCUGCUUCCCUCCAAUUCCCUCCUCUUUUUUUCUAUCUCCUCCCUGGUCUGUGAUUGAUUCAAGCCUGUGAUAAAUUUAUACAGCUAAGGAAAAUAACCUUGGCUUCUCGCACUUUAAAGGCAACUUAUCAAAUCAUACACAUGCGAGAACUUAAAAUGCCCAUCAACAAUUUGGUAUUUAUUGCAAAACACAAAGGGCCGUGGGAGGGGUGGAUUUAUGCUUGAAGGGACAUGACAUUGCCAUUGUUUUCCUCCCACUCAACUACUGUUAACUUGAUACCAUUUUUUUCUGUGUACCUUUUAUUGGUAUGCAGAAUGCACUCCCUUUGGUUCUAAGCCUUCUUUUUGCAACUCUUUUUUUUUUGGUAUGCAAAUCUUUGCAAUGGGCACAUCAGAUGGUGGGGGUCUUGUCCCCUAGAACAGCAUUGCUGUGAUCUCCCCCAUACCUUAAUAAAUUCCUGCAACUUUAGAACAGAUGGACAAUUUGAAGAGCAUUACUCUAGGAUGUAUCCAUUUUCUUUUCCAUUUCAUCUCAUCCCAAAGAUUGCCUCCUAGACCACCCCAUUUUAAAAAAAAGUUUCUCUCUUCAGUUUCCUUGUUUCCAUCAGUGUUAAAUAGGAACCACAUUUUUAUUCUGAUAUAAUCUUGGGAGUACCAUGCUUGAUGGUUCUGUCUGUUUUUUUUUUGUUUUUCCUUCCAUAUUUGCUGCUGUUUAAUUUCUGCUGGUUUCUUUGCAAGUCUAUUAUUGUGCCAAAAGGAUUAAUUGAAAUAACCUGGCUAUGCUUGACUAAGAUGUACUUGGCAAGAGUCUGAUUCUCUUGGGAAAGUCCUGUGUAGACUUGGGGCUCCCUAAUAAUUAGUUGUCUGCAUUGCAGAUUCCAUGAUGUGUGACUUCAGUAGAUGUGACAUGGUAGAAAACCAAAUAGUAGGCAGUUAUUUCCUGUUGUCUUCUGGAACGUACAACCUACCCACCUAUUUUGUGGUCACCAUCUUGGUUGCAUCUUUCCUGGACUCACACAUUAUUAAAUCUGCCAGAAGAGUUAUAACAUUUGAGCCUGUCCGGGACCAGUUUCAACAGACAGGAAAGAGUUGUUGAUGGUCUCAUUUGAUUCCAUUCAUCUAGACUUGUUGCCCAUUUCCUAUCUAUUUUUAGUCUAUUUAUAUACUGAUUAGGGUGGAUCCCCCCCCCCCCCCAAAUGGACUGGUGCUUUAAUAAGGAUUGAAAAGACUGGGUGGUGAGAUAUCAUGUGUGAUAGCAUCUAUAGCCAACUGGGCCUAUCUUGCAAUAAUGCCAAUUGCCAUGUGGAGGGGGCGGGAAUGAGUGGUUUGAAUUUAGCCAAUAGAUACAUUUAUGCCUUGGUUGUGAUACCACCUAAUCACUGAACCAAGAUUUCCCCCCGCCCCCCAAAAUCUAUAAACCUUAGUCUCGUUAAUUAGCCAGACUAACACAUUAAAAGCUAUUUGUUGAUGAUUUUAAAAUGCCCCUGAUAAAUCAGAUGGGAGAUUUUUUUAUUUUUGCUAACUUUUUUUGUACAAUGUUUCAUAAGAAGGCAACCAAAGAGGCAUUCCUAGAGGAAUGCUUCUUCUCAAACAGUGCUUCCUGCAUAGGCAUCAGAAACAAAGUCCCCCCCCCCCCACUCAUUUGACAUAUAUCAGAAUUGUAUGCGUUUACUUAGAAGUCAAUCCCAUGCUGCUCAAUGAGCUUACCCCUUUGUAGGUGUGUUUGUAGGAUAAGAACUGUGAGGACGGAGAAGGGAAACCUUUGGCCAUCCUAGAUGCUAGUCCAUCCGCAUCUGGAGGAACAUACUUUCCCCACUCUGGCUCUGACCUGCUUUAAUCAAGUGUCAGCUUUACUUCUUCCAAUUACAGAGUGGCUGGUUGUUGCCUCUGAUGAUUUCAAGGAAUGGCUUAUAUGUGCCCUUUGUUAAUGUUUUGAGAAACAAGAUGUUUGGAUCAUAAGAUAAGCUGUUGUAUCAGUGGCGCUGACUCUCCCUAACCACCCCACUGGGGCUGUUUCUGUUGCUGAUGUAGCAAUUUCCUCUGUGUGUUUUGCUGUCCAAAUAUAACUGAAAAGGUAUGGAACCCACCCUCAGGGAUGGGGCAGCCACACUAAGAUUCUGAUGUAAGAGACAAUCCUGGGAGAUAAGCUGUGAAAGAAGGUGGUGAGUCCCAUUAAAAACUAACCUUUCAAGUGACAGAGAAGACCUUCACUUUGCUUGUGGAGUUGUCACUUUUUUCUGACUCUUGGAAUAGACUCAACACUUUUAAUUGUCCAAAGACCCCAAUUUCCUUUAGUCGAAAAUUUAAAAAGGAAGGUUUUGCUUUCAUUCUGAAUGCAUGGUAGUUUUGGAAGCCAGGAGAAAUCUACAGGAUUACUAUAGUUUUAAUUUUUUUUCUUGCUCUAAAAUGUGAAUAAUACAGGAACAAAAUUGCUUUGUAACUGUUGACCUCUCAGGAAUAGUCUCUGUUUGCAGUGUUUCUGGGGAGGGCAACGCUGCCUCUGAACUGGUGGUGAAGAGUGGCUAAGCUGUGAUUCAUGGGUGUGGGGAUAUGCUCUUGAGAUGUACCGUAAGAGUAUUUCCAAAGCGCACUGCAGGUUCCGCCCAGGGUUCAGAACACAGUUGGAUUUCCAUCCUGCCUCUCGCAUUAUCACCAGCAGUUGUUUCUGGAACCUCGCCGCCUAUUCUGUCGAUGAGGCAGAAUGGAUACAGCUUUGCUCUGCGCUGCUGACAGUAGUACAACUCAGAUUUGACCAUGAAUUAAACUAGCUUAGUGGGUGGUUAAGGUGGAGGAAGAGAAAUAUUGAACUUAAAGGUCACUGUUCUCAUCAUAGGGUUUCUUCCAUACAUUUUUAGCUAAGGGAGCAGCUAUUUAGGUGUUAUCUCUUGGGUGUGUAAUGCAGCAAAUUUUCUGUUUCUCAAGGGAAUGUAACUUGUUUGUGAACGCUGCUAGAGCCGCUGUUGUUUGUCCUACAAACUAAGACCCCAUCUACGCUGUCAUAUAAAAUCUAGAUUAUCCAUUUUGAACUGGAAUAUAUGAGUCCACUACCAUAUAAUCUAGUUCAAAACAGAUAAUCUGGAUUUUAUAUGGCAGUAUAUGGCCUUAGAGAAGGGAGGAUAUUUUAAUAGUCCAGUGCUUAACUAAGACUUCAACAAUCAGAUUUUUUUCUUGUCUCUGCUGAAGGUUCCUUGUGUGUCACUGGGGAAGUCUCUUAAAUCUCUUUGUGCCUCAAUUCCCCACUGUCAAAAUGGGGGGCAGCAGACUCCUACCUCACAGGGUUGUUGUGAGGAAAAAUGUGUUGAUAUUUGUAAGGCACUCAGAAAAAGUGAGUGGUGAGUGCUAUAAAGAAGCCAAUAAAUUUUACUUUCUUUUAAA
Molecule: messenger RNA, 4158 nt
Organism: Anolis carolinensis (green anole)
Lineage: Eukaryota; Metazoa; Chordata; Lepidosauria; Squamata; Anolidae
Gene: eif4ebp2
Product: eukaryotic translation initiation factor 4E binding protein 2
Exons: 3
Coding region: 193-567 (124 amino acids)
Biological process (GO): negative regulation of translational initiation
Cellular component (GO): cytoplasm
Molecular function (GO): eukaryotic initiation factor 4E binding
Source: RefSeq, a predicted model, not a curated record